AUGCUAGUUAUUAUGAUUAAAAUUUUAAAACUUAUCAUGGCAAGUAAUAAUCAUGAUGAUUAUCUGAUGACUAGAAAUAUAAGAGAACAAAUUAUUUCUUUAGUUUGCAAAAAAGUUAAAGAUAAAGAUUUUAUUGCCCUUGAAAAUGCUAUUAAAGAUUUAUACGCUUAUGUUACAAACGAAGAUGUUGUUAUUAACAAUAUAAACAUUAUGAUUUGUCAUGUUUAUGAGAAUUGCAAAACCAAUCAUAAUUAUACUUAUACCGUCAAUAACUCGGAUAUAGAUGAUCCAAAUUUAUUCAAUAUUUUCAAUUUUUUUAAAAGUUUCAAUGUUGAAAGAGUUUUUUUAAGCAGUGGUUCCAAUUUUUUUAAUAUUUGUACAACUUUAAAUAGUCCACUUAUUUUAACUGACCUUUUGAAUCGACUUUCUGAACGAAAUGAAGGUCCAAAGUUUUUUUACGAAACACAUUAUUUUGAUCAUAUAUGUUUUCAUAAAAACAAACGAUGUAUUGAUCCAUAUUGCGAUCUUAUUGCAGCGGAUAAUUGGAAUCCUAGAAAAUUUGAUUUUCGUAUUACAAACGAUAAUAAAGCAGGAUAUAUGUUUUUAAUUGAUUCAGAACAGCUUGAUUGUUGUGAUUUUAUAAAAAAAAAGAUAAAAUUAUUGUAUAAGGACAACUGGGAACCAGUUUAUAAUUUUUUGAUCAACUUUGACUAUGCUAAAUCUUUGUAUUAUAAUAAUUUUAUUUUUAAAAUAAAAUGUUAUUUCUCAUUAGAAAAUGAAUUUUAUUUUAAGGAUGAAAAUUUUUUUACGAUUACUGAAAAAAAUAUAGUAUUUCAUGAAAAAAUAAUCAAUAAGUUUGAUGUAAACGAAGUUUUCGUUACGAAUACCAUAAAAAGUUUAUUCUUUCAAGAAAAAAUUAUCUAUAAGGUUGAUGUAACGAAGCAGGUGAUAUUCAUAUAG
This is a messenger RNA of Vairimorpha ceranae, 960 nucleotides long. RefSeq lists its product as hypothetical. The coding region runs from base 1 to 960 and encodes 319 amino acids. The record is from RefSeq and is a predicted model, not a curated record. NCBI's taxonomy places the organism in Eukaryota, Fungi, Microsporidia, Nosematidae. The transcript has a single exon.